Astyanax mexicanus (Mexican tetra) is the source of this 4895-nucleotide messenger RNA. RefSeq names its product gap junction protein alpha 8 paralog b (gene gja8b). The coding region runs from base 876 to 2045 and encodes 389 amino acids. The record is from RefSeq and is a predicted model, not a curated record. NCBI's taxonomy places the organism in Eukaryota, Metazoa, Chordata, Actinopteri, Characiformes, Acestrorhamphidae. Gene Ontology annotation, cellular component: connexin complex. Gene Ontology annotation, biological process: cell communication. The transcript has a single exon.
UCACAUACAUUCCCAUUUGUGUUUGUGGAUCCUAUUGUCCUAUGCGUCACCAUUCGUCGCCCUCUGAAUAAAGGCUGUCUGGCUCCCAGCUUAAAUAUUGCAGCAAACUAAAAACCAACCAUCAGACCGGAUUCAUUCACUUCUGCUCAGUGGUGCGACAAGUAGUGGGGGCCUUAGGUGGGAACCAGAGAGCAAAAAAGUUCACUUCAUACCGCAGGGUGCCAAGAGAAGGGGGAACACGACUACUCUGGAGCUCUAACUGUGGCAAGUUGCCCAUUUGAUACCAUUAACCUAUUGCUGCUUGUUCCAGAAGGAUCGUUUUUGACCUGGUGCUGUCAGGUUGUUGCAACUGUGGGGUAUUUUUUUUUCUUUUUGCUUUUUAUCUUUUUGCAACUUUUUUGAGUUUUAAAUUUAGAUUUUUUUAGGGUUAAGUGAUAAAGUUUGUGACUUUGGACUUGUUGUUUUUGCAAGCGAGCGACUCUACAUGCCUCGGCUUGUUCAUGAUGGCUUUUUUUGCGGCUACAUUUAACUAUGGAGAACAUAAACCCAUGUUGCAAUUUUAAAAUCAAUUUUUUUUACGGAUUUUGAGAUUUUGUAACAGGUUGCUCUGACUUCAAUUAAAUUGAACAUGUUUUAAUUUAAAUUUAAAAGCUCUUUAGUGUAUACAAAGACCAAAGCGGAGUCUGUUACCUGCUUUAAACAAAUUCUUGCACGUUUUGGCUGGUGUAGUUAAUCGUUUUAUGUAGUUUGCGUUUGUCAGUUUGCAGAGUUCCCUUUAUUCUUUGUAAUUUUGGCAUUAAACAGGCCUAAUUUUUUACAUUCUUCUUUCCAUCCUAUCCCAUCCCACCCCCUAUUUACAGUGUUGAUCGUCGACCAUGGGUGACUGGAGUUUCUUGGGAAACAUCCUUGAGGAAGUCAACGAGCACUCGACGGUGAUCGGCAGGGUGUGGCUAACUGUCCUCUUCAUCUUCCGCAUCCUCAUCUUGGGCACGGCGGCCGAGUUUGUCUGGGGCGACGAGCAGUCGGACUAUGUGUGCAACACGCAGCAGCCGGGUUGCGAGAACGUCUGCUAUGACGAGGCCUUCCCCAUCUCUCACAUUCGCCUUUGGGUUCUCCAGAUCAUCUUCGUCUCCACACCCUCACUGGUGUACGUGGGUCACGCUGUGCACCAUGUGCACAUGGAGGAAAAACGCAAAGAGCGCGAGGAGGCCGAGCUGAGCCGGCAGCAAGAGGCCGGAGAGGAGCGCCCGCCGCUCGCCCCCGACCAGGGCAGCGUCCGUACAGCCAAGGAGACCAGCACCAAGGGAAGCAAGAAGUUCCGUCUGGAGGGGACGCUCCUCCGAACCUACAUUUGCCACAUCAUCUUCAAGACACUCUUCGAGGUGGGGUUUGUGGUAGGUCAAUACUUCCUCUACGGCUUCCGCAUCCUACCGCUCUACAAGUGCAGCCGCUGGCCGUGUCCCAACACAGUCGACUGCUUUGUUUCCAGGCCCACAGAGAAGACAGUCUUUAUCAUCUUCAUGCUCGCUGUGGCCUGCGUCUCGCUCUUCCUCAACUUUGUGGAGAUCAGUCACUUGGGCCUCAAAAAGAUCCACUUUGUCUUCCGCAAGCCAGCCAGGCCGCAGAUCGAGGGGUCCGGGUCGUCUGAAAAGCCUUCCAUGGCCGUUUCCUCCAUCCAGAAAGCCAAGGGCUACAAGCUACUGGAGGAGGACAAAACCCCCUCGCACUUCUUCCCAAUGACAGAGGUGGUGGGCAUGGAGGCAGGGCGGCUGCCGGCGCCAUACGAGCCAUUUGUGGAAAAGACAAAUGGGAGGGAUUCAAGACCGCAGGAAGACAUGUCGAAGGUGUACGACGAGACUUUGCCCUCCUACGUCCAGACGACCAUGGUGGGGCCGAGCGGGGCUUGCGGGGUUAUCCGGCUAGAUGACGACGAGAUGCCUGUGGAAGCGGACGUGGACGCCAGCGAGACGAUAGAAGACACAAGACCGCUCAGCAGCCUGAGCAAGGCCAGCAGCCGAGCGAGGUCAGACGACUUGACAGUAUAAACAUAUAGAACUGGAUUAGAAAUGCAGCAAUAUAAAAGUGUAGUCCUACUGACGAGAAGGUGAGAGAAAAAGAGAGAGAGGGCUUGCUUUAAGGCAACUGUGAUGACACUUCUAAUACCAGCUUGUUAUUUUAAAAGCGUUUAAGAGAAAAAAAGGAUAAAAAAAAUUCAUGCUGUGCAAUUUUUUUUGCGAGAAAAACUUGAGUUAAAAUCUUUUUUAUACAGCAGUAUUUUUUUUACUGUUUUUAUCAAGCGAAUUGAAAAAGUGAACAAACCAAAAGUUAAGAGAUGCUCUCAUCAGUAGGAUCCAUAUGGUGAGGAGAGAAUAAGAUCUGUUAUAUAAUAUCAAAAGGAGAAAUGUGCUGUUUUUUUAAAUCACAUUUUCUAUCCAGAAUUUUAACAAUCUAAGAAGUCAACUUCAAAAUGUUUACAUUUUUUGGAUUAGCCAUUUAGCUAAAUGUUGUAUGUGUCGUUUUAUUACGAUUAUUAUUUUGAUAAGCAGAUGAUUUCUGCAAUGCUGUCAGGGUAACAUCAUUUUCACCUCAAUAACUCAUCCAAAUACAACAAUGGAUCAGUUAAUCUUUUUGGUUUUGUGCGUGUCCUGUGCAUUCCUGUUAUGUCCAGCUUGGCCUACAUGUAUGUGAGAGGUGAAACAAAUGUUAAUUGAUUCAUUGCACAGUUGCAUAUGGUAUGGUAUACUCUACUAUAUACAUAUAUACAUAUAUAUCUAUAUAAAAGGAAUGACCACUGGCUUAUUACGUUAAAUGUGUAGCAUAAUUCUGUACUCUCAUGAGAUGCUCUUCAUUUGAACACGCUCUAGAUAAGUGUAUAUUUGGUGGAAACUGCGUUCGCCAUGGGAACGAACAUGGGCCAGAUUCUUUCUAGCCACUCUGUGCAUGCAGCCACGAUGCUGAUAAAGAUCACGCCAAAUCAGCACAACGUAUUGUUGAACUAGAGACAAUAAAAAAACAGGCAUUACAGACAACUGGGCGUCCUUGACAUUGUUCUAAAGAAAACAACUUUUUUUAACCUCGGUUGAUCUGUGAUUUUUAUUUAUCCUGCUUUAUAUCUAAGUUAUAACAAUUGUACCAAAGUUUGUACACGCUUAUGCUGCAUAGCAUUUACCUCAUCAGAUGUCAGAGCUGGGAAUGAUCUCACGCCUGAGUUGACUGUGUUCCAUUUUAAACAGUUUUACACUAUUUCAAAACUUAAAAAAAAAACUGGUUAGCCAAAGACUUUGGAGUUUACUGAACUACAAAACUAGUUUUCCAAUCAUUUCCAAGUGUUUUAAUGCAAAUACAACCAAUCUAUAUUUCAAAAUAUUGUUAGCAUUGUUAGCAUUAUUAGCAUUAUUAUUAUACAAGUUGAUAAACUUGAUGAUACAUUAUCCAGUUUUGUGCACAUCCAAACACAAAGGAAACUUUUACACAGAGACACAAAUAAAUAGAAGUUCUGUAUAAGUUAACUGUAUACGACUGCUACUUCUACUACCAUUGAUGUGCAGAGCCGCCAUCUUGAAUUUGGAACUCUAACUAGCGUGGCGAGGUUUUCCCAACUCUGAGUGGAAAAUCCUACUAAUUUUUGGGAUGUUACAGCUGAAAUUUUCUACUUUAAACUCGGAAAUUUUGACAUCUGAGUUUGAAAUGAAAUGCAGCAUGUGUGUUUAAACUUGGUGUGUUUUGGAUGAAAAAUAGGAGGAGGAGUUUAUACGUCUUAGUCCACUGACUGGAAAAACUUAAUUAUGCUUAAUUCAAAGUAAGUCUUAAUCUCCUUAAUUUAUCUGGUGGUGUUGUGUUGCUGCUUAACUUUGGCACAGAUUGUUCAAAAAUGGAAACUUUAAACUUCCUUCUCAAGCUGAAAUUUAGCUUAAGAUAGAAACCCAAAAUGAUUUUCUUAGAAAGGGGUUCCUUUCUAAGUUUACAAUGUCUCUAAGUCGGAACUGUCUUUCCCAGAAGCUGAAUAAACUAAGUAAAGCCUGAAAAUACAACUGAAUGAUUGAGUACAUCAUUCAAACAAACUCCACUUAAAAUGUGAAUCCAAGGCCAAUCCAAAAGGCUUGACUAGACUUUUUUUUUACGUAGCUGAAUCAUUUACCACUCUGCUGCCUCUACAUGCCCAAUUUCAAAGACAGAAGCUAAGAUGUAUGGUACAUAUGUUCACACAUUUGCAGUUUCAGUUUUACACAGCGUCCCACGCAGUGCCUGUAGAUCAGAGUAGAGGUUAACCUGACCACAAUGAACACGACUCAAAAUAACAGCAGAUAUCAAACUAUUAUAAUUAUAAUUGGCGCUGCUAAUCGGCAGAGAACUGUACUGAGACGUGGAAGUUUAUUUAUGUACUGAAAUAUUCUUCUGUAGAUAUCAUGUUCAGCAGACAUCGUCAGAGCCGCAUGCGCUCAUUACGAUGUAAUGAUUUCUACACUAGCCACCUGAAAAUGGGUUUAUACAAAUGCUCUCGAGUCUUUUCUCGAGGAUGGAGGAUUGUGGGGUGGUAUGUGAUGUACUGCUGUCGAGACUAUUAUUGAUAAAGCAAGACUGUAGAAAAAGAUCUGUUUGGUGUUUUUGCUUAAAAGAAAGAAAAAUAGAACUACUAUAGAAACACUACUGAGGCAGUUGAAAUUUCUUGUCACAAAAUAUAAUAUCCAGAAAGCUCUUUUUGGGGGUUCUGUGUGUUUGUUAUUUAGUUCUCCUUUUUUAAAGUGCCAAGCCUUCUUUUAUUCCUUUUCUUAACUCAAAAAAGAGACCUUUGACUAACUUGUAAUACAUUAUUGCUCAUAUAACUGCAUGCAAAUGUGUCAUCAUUUGACAUCCUGUGGACACAAACAAUAAAAAAGUCAUGUGUGGUCAGAGAA